This is a messenger RNA of Pecten maximus, 5443 nucleotides long. RefSeq names its product copper-transporting ATPase 1-like. NCBI's taxonomy places the organism in Eukaryota, Metazoa, Mollusca, Bivalvia, Pectinida, Pectinidae. Bases 518 to 4852 code for a protein of 1444 amino acids. Gene Ontology annotation, biological process: monoatomic cation transport. Gene Ontology annotation, molecular function: ATPase-coupled monoatomic cation transmembrane transporter activity; ATP hydrolysis activity; ATP binding. The record is from RefSeq and is a predicted model, not a curated record. The transcript has 20 exons. Gene Ontology annotation, cellular component: membrane.
CUGGAACAUCUCUGUUAUAACUCCUUAUGUAAUAUAAGUAUAUAAGUAUAUAUGAUGGUGUAAGACUACAGACAGGAUUUGUUUGGCCAUUAUUGUGUGUAAGGCCCCGGGGCACACAGAUCUACUAUAGCUAUUUUAUCCUAUUAACACUUGUAAGACAGUGAGCCAGCUGAUGUGUGGCCGAUUUACGUCACAGAGCUUGUCUGAGGAGUUGUUUUGUGUGUGAGGAGAUUUAUUUACUAACAUGGUUCUGUAUAACACAGGUAGUCUGAAUGGCCCUGUUACACGACUGGUAUAAUAUUGUGAAGCUUUACACAACCUGACCAAUACGCUAAAAACCUAUAGCAGUACUUUCUGAUUUUAAGUGAUUUUAAUGGUAGCUGGGAGCUCUAGACCUCUGGACAGACUGCCCGAUAGGUUAAUCAUGUCUUCAUUGUUGAGUAGAGUGCCCUGAAGGCCAUCUGUCCUGUAUAACGUGUACAACUGGAUUUAUAUUUAUAUGUAAUCAAAAGUGAAGAUGUCACUGUUGAGCCAGGGGAAGUACACCAAACUCGCGGUGAUACUGGAGAAUAAAGAGGCGACCAUUAAAUACAGUCCGACAGAGACGUCCCCACCGAUCCUGGCCGAGAACAUCGAAAAUAUGGGCUUCCCUUCAAAGGUCAAGUCUGUACAGCCAGCCAGCACUGACCAAAACACCAGGGAGACUGAAGCAGCCCUUAUUAACAUUAAAGGAAUGACCUGCAUGUCCUGUGUUAAGAACAUUGAAGGUCGUGUGAAGGACAUUGAUGGGGUAGACUCAAUAUCAGUCUAUUUAGAUAAGAGUCAGGGUAAGGUGUGUUUUGACCCCUCGGUGAUAUCGGGAGACAGGAUAGCAGCCAUCAUUGAUGAUAUGGGCUUUGAGGCAUGCUUGGAUACAGCAGGCGACUUGGUUGCUAGGAUACAAGUAGAGGGCAUGACCUGCCAGUCAUGUGUCAAGAACAUCGAAACAAACAUCUCCAAGCAGGCUGGGGUCAAGGACAUCAAAGUUUCUCUGGCUGACAAAGAAGCGUUCAUUAUCUACGAUCCUAAGAUGACCAACCCGCUCACUCUGGCCAGCCAUAUAGACAACAUGGGGUUUGAGGCAUCGCUUCCCAGGAGGAAGGAAUCUUCAUUGGAGGCCGAGUUUGAUAUGCUUGCUAACCGAGGCAAAUCAGGAGGGACGAGCAAUUGUACUAUCGUAAUCAAAGGCAUGACGUGUAACUCGUGCGUGAAAAACAUUGAAGGUAACAUUGCAGUUAAACCUGGAAUAGUGAGCAUAAAGGUGUUGUUGGAUAAAGAGAUCGGCCUUGUCGAGUUUGACCCGGGGAUGACCAGCGCUGACAAGGUAGCUGACAUGAUUGAUGAUAUGGGCUUCGAUGCAAAGGUGCUGAAAGUGGAAGAUGACGACGGUGGUGUUGGAGCUGACAUCGCCACCACCAUCAUCAACAUUCGUGGGAUGACUUGUAACUCCUGUGUAAAGACAAUUGAGGAAACAUUGAGUAAGAAUUCCGCGGUAAAGACGAUAAAGGUGUCGCUAGCUGACCAGACAGGAAAGGUCGAGUACUACCCCAACAGAGCCACGCCACAGACCUUGUGUGAUGUUAUUGAGGACAUGGGAUUUGAUGCCUUUCUCCCAGGGAGUCCCCGAGACCCCAACAAGGUCCCUGAGGUGACAGUUACCAAAUCCUUGAGUGCUGUAUCAGAAAUCCCCCAGGAUACACAGGAAUCGGUGAGAGUAGGGAAGAGUACUGUCUACUACAAACGUGGCGGAAAGACGGACGAAGACACCGAGAAUGAGAAAUGUUUUCUACGUGUGACAGGAAUGACAUGUGCUUCCUGUGUCAACACAAUAGAGAAAAACCUGGGGAAAAUGGAAGGUAUUAAAGCAGUGUUGGUAGCCCUGAUGGCCCAGAAGGCGGAGGUGAAGUAUGAUCCCGCCUACAUCCUCCCGUCACAAAUCGCCAACGCUAUCACCAACUUUGGCUUUAAUGCCACGGUGCUGGAGAAUGAGACAGCAGGACAGGGGAUUGUGGAGCUGCUGAUUAAUGGUAUGACAUGUUCCUCGUGUGUACACCUGAUUGAGUCGUCACUGAUGAGGAAACCAGGAAUAAUAGCAGCUUCCGUAGCUUUGGCCACAUGUAAAGGAAGAUUUGAAUAUGACCCUGAAGUCACUGGAGCGAGACAGGUCAUCGAUAUUAUCAGGGAGCUGGGAUUUGAGGCUGACUUGUACACAGAUGACGAUAAGAGUGCAUCAAGAUAUGAUCAUCGACACGAAAUCAAGAAAUGGCGGACAUCUUUUUUCUGGUCGCUGAUAUUCGGAGUUCCGUCAAUGGUGAUAAUGAUGUACUUCAUGUUUUCCAUGCCACCUGAGGAAGAGCACAGUGAUUUCAACAUGUCCGAUAAUAUGACAACGACACCCCUUCCUCAACACUCGAUGAUGGGUAAUCACAUCAUGUUGACGGCCGGACUCUCACUCGACAACCUCCUUAUGUUUAUUCUGGCCACGCCUGUCCAGUUCUUUGGAGGCAGGAUCUUUUACAUACAGGCAUUCAAGGCACUUAAGCAUAGAGCGGCUAACAUGGAUGUAUUGGUUGUCCUGGCAACCACUAUAUCCUAUGUUUACUCCAUCUCUGUAGUCGUGGCUGCGAUGAUUUUACAAGAGGAAGUGUCACCGGUGACGUUUUUUGAGACUACUCCUAUGUUGAUGGUCUUUAUCUCCCUCGGAAGAUGGCUGGAGCAUGUCGCAAAGGGUAAGACAUCGGAAGCCUUGGCCAAACUGAUGUCGCUCCAGGCUGUGGAGGCUUGUUUAGCCGAGUUAGACAAGGAAGGCAACAUCAUCAACGAAAAGACAAUAAGUGUGGACCUGGUACAGAGAGGAGACAUCCUCAAGGUUUUACCCGGAGGGAAGAUUCCAGUGGAUGGUAAGGUGUUGGAGGGAAGUUCCACUUGUGACGAGUCCCUAAUCACGGGAGAGUCCAUGCCUGUUAUCAAAGCAGCAGGAUCGUCGGUGAUUGGUGGGGCUAUCAACCAGAAUGGAAUGUUGCUGAUUACAGCGACACACGUUGGAUCCGACACAACACUGUCUCAAAUUGUCCGACUCGUGGAGGAAGCACAGACAUCAAAGGCCCCCAUACAACAGUUGGCGGACACCAUCGCUGGUUACUUUGUCCCGGUCGUGUGUUCUCUGUCUACGCUCACCCUUAUCAGCUGGGUCAUCGUCGGCUACACCAACGUCUACCUGGUGGAACCCUUCUUCGUGGAAAAUGGCCCUGUUUCGGUCAACGAGGCAGUGUUCCAGAAGGCGUUCCAGUACGCCAUCACAGUGCUGAGUAUCGCAUGUCCCUGUGCACUUGGUCUGGCCACACCCACAGCGGUGAUGGUGGGUACAGGAGUCGGAGCUACCAACGGCAUCCUUAUCAAAGGAGGGGAACCCUUGGAAAUGGCCCACAAGAUCAAAUGUGUGGUCUUUGACAAGACUGGCACAGUCACACAUGGAGUAGCCCGAGUGGCGCGGAUUGCUACGUUUGUUGAAGAAGAAACUUGUUCCUUCCUCAAACUUCUUGUGAUCAUAGGUACAGCGGAGGCCAGCAGUGAGCAUCCUAUUGCUUCUGCCAUCGUCAAGUAUGCCAAAGAGACGAUGUCUGUCGAGUCUCUGGGGAAGACCGUGGAUUUCCAGGCCGUCCCUGGCUGUGGCCUCAAGUGUCUUGUCAGCCACGUUGAGAGUCUACUGACACAUGUCGACCUCGUCGCUGUGAACAACAAGAAAAACCAGACAGGAAGUUUGAGAGUGAAGACAGACAAUGUAAUGUUCCGAGGGGACGACAACAAGUCACUUCACAUAGAAGACGUAGAGGUGGAGUCCCUCGGGGCUGUGGCGUCCAGACAGUAUCGGGUUCUGAUUGGUAACAGAGAGUGGAUGCAUAGAAACGGACUACAAGUUACGCCAGCAAUGGAUCAGACCAUGUCCGAACACGAGGAACAAGGUCACACAGCUGUUCUGUGUGCGAUUGAUGGUAUUGUGGUUGCUAUGGUAGCUGUUGCCGAUACAGUAAAAUCUGAGGCGCACCUCGCAGUCAACACUCUGAAACAGAUGGGACUACAGGUAUUCCUACUGACCGGUGACAACCAGAAAACAGCGAAAGCCAUUGCGAAACAGGUUGGAAUACAUAAGGUGUUCGCCGAGGUUCUGCCGUCUCACAAGGUGAAGAAGAUCAAACAGCUACAGAGUCAGGGUUAUAAGGUGGCCAUGGUUGGUGACGGGGUCAAUGACUCACCCGCCCUGGCUCAGGCAGAUGUUGGCAUCGCGAUAGGUACAGGCACGGAUGUGGCAGUGGAGGCCGCCGACAUCGUUCUUAUUCAGAAUGACCUAAUGGACGUGACUGCUGCCAUUAAACUGUCCAAGAUGACAGUGCGUAGAAUUCGAAUCAACUUUGUGGCGGCCUCCAUCUACAACCUCAUAGGAAUCCCUAUUGCUGCAGGUAUCUUCAUGCCAGUGGGCGUGUCCCUGAAGCCAUGGAUGGCGUCGGCAGCUAUGGCCAUGUCCUCCGUCUCUGUCGUGAUGUCAUCGCUCUUCAUCAAAACAUUCAAAAAAACCAGUCGACAGAAGUACUUGACAUCCAACUACAUGAAGCAGUUUGAGAAUGACCAGGAAUUGGACAAUAUUUCCAUCCAUCGAGGGAUCGAGGAGGAGCGCUACAGUCGAGAGGGUAGUAAACAGGGCAGCAUUCUGUCACGACUCAGCGGAAAGAAAAAGCCGGUCACCACUGACCACCUAAGUCUCCUGGACACCGCAUCACUGUCGGAUUCUGACGGAGAAGUGGAAUUCAUCUCCUAGAUUGAGACUCUGGGGGUGAAAAAUGUGAUAUUGAGACUGUGGGCUGGGGAAUAUGGUGUUGAGACUGGAGGUUGAGGAUGCAGUAUUGUGUUAAUCUAGAAAGAUACAUCGAUUAUGAUCUACACGUUUAUGUAAUUAAUGUAAUCAGACUCACAUCAUCCUGUCAUGUGACCAUCACCUUCAUCAUAUGACGUCACAUGUCUCACAUUUAGCACAGAUUGUAAGUUACUAUAGCUAGUAUCACCCAUGUCAUAAGUAACAAUAUGUUACAAAUCUCUGGUAAAAGUAUUCGGUGGUAUUUUAGUUGUAUCUAUAUUUAUACUCCAGUCUAUUACUAACUAAUGUCACUCAGACAACGACCAAUUAUAAAUCCUCUCUGAUGUUGACCAUCAUUGUUUGUUUUAUAGAAAUAAGAUAUUAAAGAGGAUUUCUAAUCGAGAUUAGGGACCAACUGUGUCAUACAGAAUGUGUCUAAUUAGUUCAGGUAAGUAAUUACCUGUGUAAUUAGUUCAGGUAAGUUACCUGUGUAAUUAGUUCGGGUUAGUUACCUGUGUAAUUAGUUCGGGUUAGUUACCUGUGUAAUUAGUUCGG